Symbiodinium necroappetens is the source of this 361-nucleotide messenger RNA. The record is from the annotation of a GenBank genome assembly. NCBI's taxonomy places the organism in Eukaryota, Dinophyceae, Suessiales, Symbiodiniaceae.
AUGCGUCAGAUCCAGAAGGAGCUGGGCAUUGAGAAGGAUGAGAAGCAGACGCUGACCAACCAGUUUCGGGAUGCCAUCCAAUCCAAGGAGGUGCCAGAAGACGUGCAGAAGGUCAUCGACGCAGAGCUGGCGAAGCUGAAUUCUCUGGAGCCUUCGUCUUCGGAAUUCAAUGUCUGCCGCACCUACUUGGAGUGGCUCACUUGCCUUCCGUGGGGUGUGUUCACAACCGAAAACCGCGACAUCAAACACGCCGAAACAGUCCUGGAUGAGGACCACUAUGGCUUGGAGGAUGUGAAGGAGCGGAUUCUGGAGCACAUCGCCGUGAGCUUCCUGAAGGACUCGACCCAAGGCAAGAUCAUGU